Lobosporangium transversale is the source of this 2703-nucleotide messenger RNA. RefSeq lists its product as hypothetical. Gene Ontology annotation, biological process: regulation of Golgi organization. The record is from RefSeq and is a predicted model, not a curated record. NCBI's taxonomy places the organism in Eukaryota, Fungi, Mortierellomycota, Mortierellomycetes, Mortierellales, Mortierellaceae. Bases 208 to 2670 code for a protein of 820 amino acids. The transcript has 13 exons. Gene Ontology annotation, cellular component: cytosol.
CCAUGUUGCAUUCUGUAUUUUGCUUUCCUUGCCGUUCUACUCUCUCUGUCUCUCUAUUUUACAACCGCAAUUGCAUUGCCGCAUUGACCAGCACUUUGACCAACCACAAUCAUUCUUUUCAUUCUACAACACUUUCAUUUUAAUUCAAACCGGACAAACAUAAAGGAACAACAACAGCAGCGACAAAAAGAGUGAACAGAUUAAUUAAUGGCUAUGCAGGAAAUGAAGAUUGGGUCUGCGACGACAAGAGAGCAUUUGCUCCGCGCGCAAUCUGGUCAAAAGAUGAAGCUCAAGGAGAAAUUUGUUGAGAUUUAUGACACAUUUCUGAGGGGUCAGGAUCCAGCGCAAGGCAAAGACCCCGAUGUGUUUUGGGAUGAGCUCUUUUUGAUUAAGGUCAAUGAGGAAUAUCUUUCUACGAGUCUUAGGCAAGUUAGUGAAGACCAAUUGCUCGCUAUCAAAGACAGGAUCAACAGCAUCUUUUUACAUGCUGUUCAAACCAUGAGGGACCCAUUACCUCAAAGACGACUUCAUGCUAUGCAGACUCUGACUAUUGUCUUAGGAGAAAUAUUUCAAAAAAAGUUCAACAACUGGAGUUUCGAUGUCAUUCAUUUACUGACAGGACUUUCGCAUGCUGACCUUGUGUUCCGGACAUUAAUCCAAGGAUUGAACGAUAUCCUUGGAAGCAAUGACUCAUUGGAAAUUCAAGUAGCUGCUCUAAGGCUUGCCAUAGCGCUAGCGUGCGGUAACGAUAACGUGAAUAAGAACAGCUUGAACGAAUAUUUCAUGCAGAAGAACAUUUUUACCUCAUUAAUCAAGUUCUUCGUCAUGGUGGACUCUGUAAAUUUGGCAUUCGAGGCUAUGUCUUUGUUAGGUUUGCUGGCAAACUAUAACAAGUAUGAGUCUCAGAACCCAUAUCUAUCCAACUUGGCGGCUCUGAACGAUUUGAGCAUACUUCAAAAGAUGUGCAUGGUUAUUGUCCAUACCUGCGAUGGCAUGCGGAGAGGAUAUAUUGAAAUUAUGGAUGAUGACGAACAAUCAGCAGUAUCAAAGCUCACCAGCGCACUGUCAUACGUUACAGGAAUGCUUUGGAAUCCAAAGGCGCAAGAUAGUUCUGUCACGGAUGCUGCUUUUACCACACUUCCGGACGGUAGAGCCUCAAUAUUGCUGAUACUCUAUGACCUCAUUUACAACAAUAAACUCUUCCUUAACGAGUUUUUGAAUUACUCCACAUCGAAAUCAACUACGACUGGCUCACAGGAUAAGGUCAUAGGAGAGCAGCAGACAACAUCAGAGACGAGUGAAAUAGCCAUGGGGUCAUUCUUGUCGUUUUCAUCCUACAUGUUGCAGCACAACCGAACCCAUCGUACCGCUCCUUAUACUCAUCUUUGUCUGAUUAUCAUGUUGAUCUUGGUGGAGGACCCCGCCACAUAUCCGUAUCUAUGUAACAUCCCACGAUCACAUGACCCACCAUCAGCACUUUUGACACAGGCAGGGGCGGUCCCAGUAAGCUCGAUGGCGACUGUACGGCUAUGCCGUCAGAGACAGCCUGUACUGCCAAAGAUCAAACAAGCCAGGCCAAUGGGUGCAGUUCUCUUGGAUGUCAUUUUGGGUUUUUUGAAGCACAACAUGAAAAAGAAAAUGCAGAUCGACUGCUUCCGCAUUGCCAUCGCCGUCAUCUUCUCGGUUGCAAGCCGGUUCAAAUCACUUCGUGUUCGCUUGCCAUAUCAUUGGGUCGAGAUGUGGAAUACACUUUUAGGGCUUGUGAAAUUCCUGCAAUCCAACAGCAAGGUGCUUCAAAACAAUUCCGAGGCUAGAGAUUUAAUUGCUGAAACUAUUGAUCUUGUAAACUAUUUUGUUACCUUUGGAGAUCUUAUCAUGCCUGAUCCUGCUAGUCUUUACGCCCUAUACUAUGAAAUUGUGCGCUCAGGAAUCGAUCCAUUCACUGAGCUUACAAGUCAGUUUUCGAUCUCUGUUCAACCCCCUCUUCCUCCGCCGCUGCCUCACCAUGAUCUAACCUCCCGUAAUCGCCUCAAUUUAGCGUCCUCACCCAUCUCAAGUCCUUCAGAAUCCGCAUUGUCAUCUCCAAUCCCAGCGACAGCCUCUGUCCUGACAUCACCGCCUUUAUCGCCAUUCCAGACCUCCCAUAGUCCUUAUGGACCUACGUCUCCUUUAAAUAACGGCGCAAGUGGUGGUGGUAGCAGACCCUCCCAGCAACGUGUAAUUAUCAUUAAUUUGUCUAAUAUCAACCAAGUCCAUACUUUCUUCUUUACACAUCUUCUCGCAUGGCGGGACGCCAACCCAACAAGAAGUCUUGGACCCGAUUUGGUUUCGACUAUUAUCAAGGAUCAUUACAAAGACUUGACGCUAGUUCCUAUUUCCUUGGAUGCAUUUCUGAAUCAGCGACAGAAUAUUAUCCCAUUAGGAGUCAAGGGUUAUAAUAUCAACCAAGGCUCAACAGCAACAGCAACAACAACAGCGACAAUAACAGGAGGACCUCAUCCAGGAUGGGAUGGGUAUUCUGAAGUGCCUAGUAGAGUACAUUUCUUCAGGCAAUUGAUUCGAUGGGUUGUUGCAGAUCUAAGGACAAUUUCCAAGCAACAUACCUCAGUUGCUCGACGGAGUAGAUCCCCUUCAUCUGGGACAGCAGUACCAAUAAUAGUUGGAACUUAAAACAUGUCAAAGAAAAGUGAAAAUAAAAUACCG